Molecule: messenger RNA, 1285 nt
Organism: Periophthalmus magnuspinnatus
Lineage: Eukaryota; Metazoa; Chordata; Actinopteri; Gobiiformes; Gobiidae
Product: transcriptional repressor scratch 1-like
Exons: 2
Coding region: 191-1033 (280 amino acids)
Biological process (GO): regulation of DNA-templated transcription
Molecular function (GO): RNA polymerase II cis-regulatory region sequence-specific DNA binding; DNA-binding transcription factor activity, RNA polymerase II-specific
Source: RefSeq, a predicted model, not a curated record
UCCCCGGACGAGUUUGGAGGAGCUGUCCGGUGCUGAAGUUGCGUUCCCCGUUGUUCUGGAACUGGAGGACUAAAUAGGCUGGCAGGAAGUGGAAGUGGAAGGUAUAAAACGCGAAAGUCCGUGGAGAGGGUCACGCUGGCCUUUUUGUGGGACCGUGUUGCGCGUCGUGUGAGUCCGUGAGAAAGCCAUCAUGCCGAGGUCUUUCCUGGUGAAGAAGGUAAAACUGGAUGAUUUCUCCAACGGGGCGGACUUGGAGAACGCAUACCGACACCGGACGGACCUCAGCCUCAGACUCCACGAGAAAGCUGGCUACAUCAGUGACUACAUCAGCCCUUCGGUGUACGACAGGGAGAGCGAUAAUGGGAUCAAGGUGCCCUCUCCGGACCCUCUGUAUGACGGACUGCACAGUGACUAUGGGGCCCCUGACUCCGAGUCCCCGGACAGCCCGGCCUCAGAGAUCACAGACACUUACAUAAACGGAGUAGCAGCAGUCAGCGAUGGCUACACAGUGGAUGCCUUCUUCAUCACGGACGGCCGCUCCAGAAGGAAAGCCUUGGGCAGCCCCCGCAACAUCCAGAGGCACACCUGUAACGAGUGCGGCAAAACCUACGCCACGUCUUCCAACCUGAGCCGCCACAAACAGACGCACCGCUCACUGGACAGCAAGCUGGCCAAGAAAUGCCCCACGUGUGGUAAAGUGUACGUGUCCAUGCCCGCCAUGGCCAUGCACCUGCUCACCCACGACCUCAAGCACAAGUGUGACAUCUGUGGGAAGGCGUUCAGCCGGCCGUGGCUCUUACAGGGACACAUGCGCUCGCACACGGGGGAGAAGCCCUUUGGCUGUGCUCACUGUGGGAAGGCCUUCGCUGACCGCUCCAACCUGCGUGCACACAUGCAGACGCACUCCGCCUUCAAACACUUCAAGUGCAAACGCUGUAACAAGACCUUUGCCCUCAAGAGUUACCUGAACAAGCACUACGAGUCGGCCUGCUUCAAAGGACCCUUCUCUCCACUGGGCCCCCUCGACGCAUGACCCCCUCACAUGGACCAGACUGUACCGCGCUCUCACAAUGAACAUCAUCUAUUUUUGCUCUGAAAUGACCUCGCCUCCCUCAGCCGCGUACACUAGCGCCCCCUGUCCUGGAGCCUUUUAAUGACAUGAACAUGAUGAAGAUAGCACAAUUUUUCUCCUUGAGAUUUGCCCACUUAAGGAUGUAUCUGAUUUUCCGCAUGCACUUCCUGAACACUCCUCACUCUGCUCUGAUGUGGGAGGCAGAGACAGCUU